AUGGACGUGUGGAAGGAUAGACUCUUGGAAGUGAUAAUCACACAAGGAGGCUACAUACCAGUGUCUGUCCUUGAGACCUACUCCCUGAAAGUCAGGCAUGGUUUCGGCUCUUGCAAAGACACAGCAAACCUCAUGGGGAUCCCAGGCAGCCUCGUACUGCGUACUGUGUACUGCGUGGCUCCGUUGGCCAGUCUGCCGCUGCUGCGGAGGAGCGGGGUGCUGGAGCAGUCAGGGCCAGGGCGGGGGCGACGGCGGCGUGGGAACCAGGCGCAAGCUGAGGAGGAGGCUGCUACAGUCAGCACACACCCCUGUCUGGUCAUGUUCCCUUCCAAGUCCACUGCUAUCGCACUGGCAAUUCUUCAAGACUGGUGCGGGUGGAUGGGUGUCAAUGCUCAGCGCUCACUACUCAUCCUGGGCAUCCCCGAUGACUGUGAGGAAGAAGAAUUCCAGGAGGCUGUUCAGGCUGCCCUCAGACCCCUGGGGAGGUACCGAGUGCUUGGCAAGGUCUUCAGAAAGGAGAUUGGGGCAAAGGUCGCUUUGGUUGAAUUUGCUGAUAAUUUAAACCAAAGCUUGAUUCCCCAACAUAUACCAAAUGAGAGGGAGCCCUGGACUGUGAUCUUCCAGCCUCGGGUGCCUGAUAUAGAGUUGCAGGGUACAUUCAAUUUCCCUGCACAGGCUCAUGGGCAAGCUUUUGAAGGGGCUUCAGGUGGGGCAGGGGUUUCAGGUGGGGCAGGGGCUUCAGGUGGGGCAGGGGCUUCAGGUGGGGCAGGGACUGCAGUUCAGGAAGGAGAUGGAGAUGAGCCAGGGGUUGUGGGUGAAGCAGAAGGAGCAUCUGAGGAUCAGGCAAGAGUGUCAGACGAGGAAGGAACAGACAGUGUGGAAGGGGGAGCGGAUGCGGCUCCUCCUGUCUCCUUCGUACAGGAGGAAGGAGCUGCAGCUGAGGCAAGAGUGUCAGGCGAGGAAGAAACAGAGGAUGAGGAAGGAGACCAUGAGGCAGGAAGAGCAGCUGAGGAAGAAGCUGCUGCUGAGGCAAGACUGUUGGAUGAGGAAGUGUCAGAGGAUGAGGAAGGAGUUAUAGAUGAGGAAGGAGUUAUAGGUGAGGAAGUGUCAGAGGAUGAGGAAGGAGUUAUAGAUGAGGAAGGAGUUAUAGGUGAGGGAGGAGUUAUAUAUGAGGAAGGAGUUAUAGAUGAGGGAGGAGUUAUAGAUGAGGAAGGAGUUAUAGAUGAAGGAGGAGUUAUAUAUGAGGAAGGAGUUAUAGAUGAAGGAGGAGUAGUAGAUGAGGAAGGAGUUAUAGAUGAGGAAGUGUCAGAGGAUGAGGAAGGAGUUAUAGAUGAGGGAGGAGUUAUAUAUGAGGAAGGAGUUAUAGAUGAGGGAGGAGUUAUAUAUGAGGGAGGAGUUAUAUAUGAGGGAGGAGUUAUAUAUGAGGCAGGAGUAAUAGAUGAAGCAAGACUGUCAGAUGAGGGGGCUAUGGAUGAGGAAGAAGAUAUAGUUGAGCCAGGAGCUGAAAGAAUGCCUGAGGAGGAAGGGGCCGGAGGUGAUAUGGGAAUUGCAGGUAUUAUAGGAGCUAUAGGUUGGGCAGGAGCUGCAGGUGAGGUAGGAGCUGCAGGAGAAGGAGGCAUUUUAGAGGUAGGAGCAGGUGAUAAUGGGUCUGCAGGUGAUGAGGAAUUUGUGGGUGAUGAAGAGUCUGAAAGUGACGAAGGAUCUGCAGGGGAUGAAGGAUCUGUGGAUGAUGGUGGGCCUGUGGGCGAAGCAGGAGACAUAGAUGAGGAUGAGGAAGGAGCUGUAGGUGAGGCAAGAUUGUCGGAUGAAGAGGGAGCAGCAGGUGACAUGGGAGUUGCAGGCAUUGUAGGAGCUGUGGGGUUGGCAGGAGCUGCAGGUGAGGCAGGAGGUUCGGGUGAAGAAGGGGCCUUUGAUGUGGCAGGAGGGGCACACGGAGCUGGAGCCUGGACCCAGCAGUGGAGUCAAGCCCUGCAGCCCAUCCUGGAAAACAUGGCCUACCAGGAACUGAGACACUUCUCUGGGAUGGAAGAGCCUGGCUGUGGGGGUCAGUCUUUUGAAAGCUGGCUGGACCAUGCCAAUGACAUGCUAUACCUGUGGCGCCACGUAUCUGAGAGCGAAAGGAGGCGGCGGCUGGUGGAGAGCCUGGGGGGCCCUGCCCUGGAUCUCCUGUGUGAGCUUCUGGAAGAGCACCCAGACACGCCUGCACAGGACUGCCUGGCUGCACUGGUGCAAGUGUUUGGCAACAAGGAUACUGUAAUGACGGCGAGGCUGAAGUUCCUGACUUGCUCCCAGCAGCCUCAGGAAACCCUCUUUGCCUAUGUGAUGCGCCUGGAAGGUCUGCUGCAGAUGGCCAUGGAGAAGGGGGCCAUCCAGCCUGCAAUGGUAGAUCAGGCGAGGGCACGACAGGUGCUGAUGCGGGCCCGGCCUAACCAGAUGCUGCAGAACAACCUGAGGAGGAUGCGGUUAGAGAGGAGGCCACCAGGCUUUCUGGGGCUGCUCAGGCUUGUCCGGGAGACUGAAGCAUGGGAGGCAGCUCUGGCUGAAAAUGCAGUGGUCCGAGUGGGGGAUCGGGUGGAAAUGCAUGGUGGAGAGCCGGAUGUGGCCCAGGCUGCCCUUGUGGGUGUUGAGGGUGCUGAGCCUGCCCCUGAUGUUAGAGGGACCUUCCCAGCCAGUGAAGAUCCUGGCCAGGCUGCUGCUGCUGUUCUUGAGGAAGCUGCUGAGGAUACUCCUUAUAGUGAUGGUGACACAAAGGAAGGCCCUGACUCUGAUGAGGCCAGUGUCUUCCCUGUUACCCAGAGAGAUGAAAAUGUGUCCAUCCCUGCUGGCUCAGGCCAGGCAGCGCCCACCGAUGGCUCUGAUGUGCCUACUGAAGGCCCUGAUGUGCCUACCGAGGGCUCUGAUGUGCCUGACAGCAUGGUCCAUGCAGGAGCGGAAGAAGCAGAGCAGCCUGUACCAGAGGGACUGAAGGAAGAGUCAGAAAAUGAGUAUGGGGCAUGGGAAGCUAGUCACCCCAAAUCCUUCUUUGGCAAAUAGGCUCAGAAGGUACAGGGGCUUCCUCCUACCUCAGGCAGCUAAGUCUUAGAGGCAGGCAGUGUGAGCCCAAGGCCUGUGCUUUACUCCAAAGGUACAGCAGGGCCCAGAAAAGGUUUUGGUCUGCCUUAAACCAGCUCCCUCCUUCAAAUCCCCAAGGGGUCCUGGCAGCCACAACCACUUCCCAUUCGAGUUAUCCAGGUACCACAUUUGCCACCAAGUGGAGUAGGGAGAGGUACCCUUCCUUUCCCAUGACAAUGUCACCUCCAGAUAUAACCCUAAACUGUUCUGACUUGACUUGCCUGAAACACAUUGCUGAGGUCCAAAGCUCCAAAAUUAAGGAUGUUUCCUGAGAAUCCACCUGUUCUAGUCUGGAAGAUGUGGGAAAGAGGCCAUCCCAACACUUUCAGCUACUUUGUUCUCCCAGCACAGGCAGCCUAUCUCCUCACAUUUGCAGUGCCUAUGCAGGCUGCUUUCUGCCAUGGGGGAUUCACCCUUAUCUCUGCCUCAUAGUGAACCUAGGUAGGCUGUCACUGUCUGUUGUUUUCCAAAUAUGUGCAUUGUUACCUGAGCAGGUCUUUCCCAGAUACCACCAAGUCCAGCAACAGGAGCCAGCAGGAAGAACAGAAGGUGACAAGACACUGGCUGAUGCUUACCUUGUGACUGUCACUUGGUCGAACUGCACAGGCAAAAAUCAUGGACCUGGGAGUGGCUUGAACACCACAUUUUUGUUCCAUUUAAGUUGUUAUUCAUGACUCUUAUUUCCUCUACUUGGUAGGGUAUUAUGUGUUGUGAUUUCUGAUGUUCUAUAACUGACCUGUGUCAAUAAUAGGGCAGGGCCACCCCACAGUGUGUGACCCCUUGAGGUCAUCCUCCAAAGUAAAUGAGUAUUGCCAGAAGCCAUUGUGUUAAUAAGAUGCACAGGUUGGAUUUUUGAAAAGGGAGAAAAUGGUGAGGGGCCCCAACGUGUUUUCAGAACCCAGGAGGAGUGCAGUCUGGGAACUAUAGUUCCUGGUGGCUAUAAUGUGUUUUUGACUAGUGUUUUACC
Molecule: messenger RNA, 4078 nt
Organism: Mesocricetus auratus (golden hamster)
Lineage: Eukaryota; Metazoa; Chordata; Mammalia; Rodentia; Cricetidae
Gene: Pnma6e
Product: PNMA family member 6E
Exons: 3
Coding region: 1-3033 (1010 amino acids)
Source: RefSeq, a predicted model, not a curated record